Molecule: messenger RNA, 1086 nt
Organism: Fusarium pseudograminearum CS3096
Lineage: Eukaryota; Fungi; Ascomycota; Sordariomycetes; Hypocreales; Nectriaceae
Exons: 1
Coding region: 1-1086 (361 amino acids)
Biological process (GO): transmembrane transport
Cellular component (GO): fungal-type vacuole membrane
Molecular function (GO): transmembrane transporter activity
Source: RefSeq, a predicted model, not a curated record
AUGUAUCUCAUGAUGCCUUUGGCUUUCAUCGUGCUCAAUCGCUUCCCUCGUCUUCGGAAGUGGUGCGGCCCUCUCGGUCUCGCCAUCACCAUUAUCAGCUUGACCUCUUCUGCAUUUGUCAGUAAUGUUGCUGGACUCAUCGCAACACAGGGUGUUUUGUACGCUGCUGGAUGCAGCUUACUAUUCAGUCCAAUCUCGCUCUAUAUGGACGAGUGGUUUGUUGAGCGCAAAGGAUUUGCAUACGGAGUUAUGUGGGCUGGGAAGUCCAGUGUUGGCGUCGCCAUGCCAUUUCUAUUCAACAUCUUGCUUCAAAGAUUUGGACUCAAGGCAACACUUCUGUCAUGGACGGUUGCAUCAGCUGCCAUGACUUUACCUACACUCUUUUUUCUGAAGCCUCGAGUUGAGGUCAGCCGAGACUCACGACCAUGCCCCAUCAGCUUUGCGUUUAUGGGACUGGCCUCAUUCUGGAUGCUACAGUUUGGCAUUGUUGUUCAAUCACUGGGAUAUCUGAUGCCGAGCACUUAUUUAGCGAGCUACGCCAAUGCAAUUGGUCUCUCAUCGGUCACUGGGCCAAUCUUGCUGGCACUCUUUUCGCUUGCUUCUGUGCCUGGAUCUCUUAUUCACGGCAUGCUAGGUGACAAGGUCUCUUCUGCGAAAGUCAUUCUUGUCUCCUCAUUAGGAAGCGCACUCCCAGUGUUUCUAUUAUGGGGCCUCAAUCGUCACAUCAGCACCAUGGUGGUGUUUGUGAUUCUUUAUGGCUUCUUCGCAGGGGGCUUCAGCGCAACAUGGUCAGGGGCUCUACAGGAAGUCAAGGGAGACAACGAAUUCAUUGAUACAUCUUUGGUGUUCGGUAUGCUGCUCGGGGGUCGUGGACUGGGAUUUGUCGUUGCAGGGCCUCUGAGCGGUGCGCUAAUCUCGGCUGGGAACUCGCUGGCAAGCGGUGACAGUCUUGGUUAUGCGACUAAGUAUGGUCCGAUGAUCAUUUGCACUGGUGUUACAGCAAUUCUGGGAGCAUGGGCACCUAUCUGCAAAAUCGUCAAGUCGAUUGGGAUGGAGGGGGUUGCCAGCUGUGUAAGGGUAGCUUGA